This is a messenger RNA of Prorocentrum cordatum, 897 nucleotides long. NCBI's taxonomy places the organism in Eukaryota, Dinophyceae, Prorocentrales, Prorocentraceae. The record is from the annotation of a GenBank genome assembly.
GAGCAACUCGCGGCCGCUCCAGCGCGAGUCGAAGGACGGUAGAAGUCGUUAAGUCUUUAACGAGGGGAGGGUCCCUGGAACCCCCUUACGCAAGCUUUGUACUUUGGAUUAUCUCAUGCCUGCGAGCCCAGACACGCAGGGACUUGGCCACAAGCAUAAACGCAUCUUGGGCUGAGAAUGCGUCGGGGCUCUAAUUAUUGCUUCGCACGAGGCCGAAGAUCCCAAUGCACGCCAGCCGCUCUAAGCGCGGUGGCGGACUUUCUGGGAGCCGUGUAUGCGGCAGCGUUUUCACCUGCCACGGAGAUGGAAGGGUUCGCAAGCGAGCCGUGGUGCAUCCCAAGAGCCGAGAAAGCAUAGCAAAAAACCCAACAGCCAGAAGGCAGAGGAUCUCGCACGGCAGGAGGUUGGACUGCAGGAGGAUGCGAUCAAGCAGGUGUUCUGCAAUAGCGAGGUCGGUGACAAGGUGCUCUCCGCAGACGAGAUGGAGGCUUUGCCCAUGGUCGGCCGCAAACCCUGGCCCAAGAGCAAGGCCAAGUCAGGCAAGAACAAGCAGGACAGAAGACCAGAACCAGAUGGGAACGCUGCUAGUCGGGCAAUGAAGCUGCCAAUGUCUCCAGACCCAUCCAUGCUCAAGUUUGACAAGAAAGACUCUAAAGACAAUACGCUUGUCACUUGGCUGCCAUACUUAUCAAUAGAUGUAGUCUUCAAUAACGAGAACGUGUAUGCGAAUCAUCAGAACCACAAUCCCGCGUUCAUUUCUUACGACCGGCGGAUUUCACCGACACCAGGCCAGCCGAGGUACCCAAGUCUAAGUGGCAUCCGAAGUGGAUGCGCUUUAUUGGAGAAGAAGAACCUGAAGAGGUUAAACCUGUCACACCCUCCGUGAAGCUUCUACCA